Messenger RNA from Cladophialophora yegresii CBS 114405, 870 nucleotides. RefSeq lists its product as uncharacterized. The coding region runs from base 1 to 870 and encodes 289 amino acids. The transcript has a single exon. Gene Ontology annotation, molecular function: 1,3-beta-glucanosyltransferase activity; glucan endo-1,3-beta-D-glucosidase activity. Gene Ontology annotation, biological process: cell wall organization; carbohydrate metabolic process. Gene Ontology annotation, cellular component: fungal-type cell wall; extracellular region; cell surface. The record is from RefSeq and is a predicted model, not a curated record. NCBI's taxonomy places the organism in Eukaryota, Fungi, Ascomycota, Eurotiomycetes, Chaetothyriales, Herpotrichiellaceae.
AUGAAGUCAAGUCAACUGAUCGCCCUCGCGGCUACAACGAUCUCCGGAGCAGACGCCUACUUCCGAGGUUUCAACAUCGGCGCCAACCUGCCCAGUGGAGCCUGUCGAAGCCAGUCCGACUGGGAGUUCGCGUUCAACAAGAUCGCCAGCUUCCCCGGCAACUUCAACAGCGCUCGCCUGUACGCCUCAGGCGACUGCAAUACCCUGGCCAACGCCGUGCCCGCCGCCCUGAACACGGGGACCACGCUGCUGGUCGGCAUCUGGACGGAAGAUAACGCCCACUACGAGGCGGAGAAGCAAGCGCUCCUCGAAGCCAUCCAACAGUACGGCAAGGACUGGAUCUUGGCAGUGUCUGUGGGCUCCGAGGAUCUCUACCGCGGCGACACCGACGCCAACACCUUGGCUUCCCAGAUCAACGAUGUGAGGGGCAUGCUCUGGGGCCUCGGCGCCAGCGACAAGUCGGUUGGGCAUGUUGAUACGUGGACCGCGUGGGUGGACGGCGCCAACACCCCGGUGAUCCAGGCUGUCGAUUGGCUGGGUAACGACGCAUACCCGUACUGGGAGGGCGUCUCGAUCGACAACGGUGCCGCCAGCGAUGCGUACUGGGCGGCUGUCGAAAAGGUGCGCGCCGUCGCUCAGGGCAAGGACGUCUGGACGACCGAGACGGGCCAGCCUAUCUCCGGGGAUACUGUGGGUAAUGCGGUUCCCUCGGUCGAGAGUCUCCAGACGUACUGGUGGCAGGUCACCUGCGCCAGCUUGAACAGCUUGAACUAUUUCUUCUACGAUCUCGACGACUUUACCGCCUCGCCCAGCUUUGCUGUUGUCGAUGCGAACUACAACCCGUUGAUUGAUAUGACGUGCGGGUCGUGA